AUGGAGGAGGAAAACCCUUUGGCGGGCAGGUCUGCACUAGCGAGUUCGCCAUGUGCACCGAGGGAUGAGGAGGAGGAGGCGGCGUUCGGGAGGAGCAAUAAGCUCUCCCGUACGCCACCGAUGUACGAGGCCCAAGAAGGUGGGCAGAGCACAGGCUCUACGCCGCCCCCUAAGAGGUUGAGGGACCCGGCCAAGAAGAGCAAGGCGUCAGAGAAGGCAGCCUGCCUGCAGGAUCUGCAGAAGAUGGGCAAUCUAUUGCAGGAGGUCUCAUCUAGAAUGAUGGAUAAGUCGACCCGGCAUAUUACCGUGCCGCUGAGAGAAAUGAUUGCCAGUGUGAAAACCCUGCACUCGAGCAUCCUUGCAGCAAGCAGUGCGGCCGCGGCAGGUGUCAGCGACAGGCAGGAGAGCCGGGUCGCAAACAACCUGUGCCGGAAAUGCGCCCAGAUCACCAAAAGCGCGGACAAGGAGCAGCAAACGGUGACCGCCUGGAAAAAGGAGGCUUCGCAGAAAAGCGCAAGGGCGCCCAAGAAGCCCCGUGCGAAGCCGCCAUCGGCGGUGCAUGAUGCAUCGGAGCAGCAUAGGCCAGCCCGGAAGCCUGAGAGCCAGGCAAACCCCGAAAACGACUGGGAGGUCGUGGCGAGGAAGCCGAGAACAGCGCGCAGCACUCGCCCGGACGCUGUCAUUGUCCACGCGAGUGGCAAGUCCUACAGCGAGGUGCUCGCAAUGGUGACGAGGAGAGAGGACAAGCAGCUGUCGGACCUGGGACGCUGUGUGUCAAAGGUUCGCCGAACCAACAACGGCAACCUGCUCCUGGAGGUGGCGAAAGGUAGCGCCGAGAGCGCCACGACAAUGAGGGAGAGCAUCGAGAAGGUGCUCGGAGAUAUAGCGUCGGUGCGCGCAACGACAGAGGACUCAAAAGUCCUCGUCUUGGAGGUGCGCAAUAUCGACCCGAUCGCGACGAAGCAGGAGGUCUGCGCCGCCCUCGCGGGCCAGUUAAACUUCGAGGCGGAGAGGGUGAAAGUGCGGAGCAUGCGCCGCAGCUUCGCUGAAACCCAAACUGCGAUAAUCAGCCUUCCCGUAUCCCUUGCCAAAGCCCUCCUCCAUAGAGGUGAAGUUCGGAUUGGAUGGACCAUCUGCAGGAUCCGGGAACGACUUGGUCCCGUGAGGUGCUUCAGAUACCUAGAACCAGGGCAUAUUGCGAUCCACUGCAAGGGCCCUGUGGACAGAAGCGGUUGCUGCAUUAAUUGCGGCGAGCCGGGACACAAGGCGGCUUCGUGCAACAAGGAGCCGUCUUGCUUCAUAUGCUCUGCGGCUGGAAGGAAGGAGACGAGGCACAAGGAAGGCGCAAGGGGAUGUCCAGCCUCGAACAGUGGGGCAGCGCAGGAUCUCCUGUCGCAGACGGUGCGGGAGCUGGGCUCGGAGGUGGCAGUCCUGAGCGAACCCUACAGGGUCGGUACCAGCCGCGUCUGGGCCACUGACCGCUCUGGCAAGGCGGCCUUGUGGCUCUGCGGAGCGGAUGCUCCGGAGAUGUGCGACACCAAAGCAGCGGAAGGCUUUGUCCGGGCGAAAGUCGGCGGCACUUGGCUGUACAGCUGCUAUCUGGCACCCAGUCUCUCAUUGGAGGCGUUCGGAAGGAUUCUGGACGAGCUGAGCAGCGAUCUGCGUGGGCGGAGCAACGUCGUGGUUGGCGGCGACUUCAACGCCUGGGCCUUGGAAUGGGGAUCCUCCCGGACCAACGCCAGAGGCCGAGCGGUGCUGGAGACCUUCGCCUCCCUGGACGUAGUCCUUCUGAAUGAAGGCUCCCGGCAGACCUUCAGCAGGGCUGGGGUGGGCUCGGUAAUCGACCUCACCUAUGUCAGCAGUGCGCUGGCCAGCCGCGCCCGAUGGAAGAUCAGCGAGGCCUAUACCGCCAGCGACCACGAGGCUAUCGAGUGCUCGAUAGGCGCCGCGCCUCGCACGAGUGGGUCCCUACUCCCUGAUAGGAAGGCGUUCCGGCAAGACACCUUCAGGCCGCGGGAUUUUGCAAAUGCCCUCGAGGGCUUCACGGCAGGCGAAGCAGAAGGAGCCAACGAGACGGCCGACAAGCUGGCAUGGGCCGUGGACGGCGCUUGCAGCCAAAGCAUGCUACUAAGAAGGCCGUUCAGAAAGCACCACUCCCCGGUGUUUUGGUGGAGCGAGGAGAUCGCGGACCUGCGCCGUAAAUGCCACCGCAGCAGAAGAUUGUUGCAGCGAGCUAGAGGCACCCCGCGCCUUCUUACGUGUAACGACCGCUACAAGGCAGCAAGAAAGGAGCUCAAGACUGCCAUUAAGAACAGCAAACGAAAUUGCUUCCUCAAGCUGUGCGACGCCGCCGAGGAGGAUCCAUGGGGAGGAGCCUACAGAAUGGUAGUAAAGAGGCUUAAUGCGGGUGGCUGUGCCCCAACCGACCCAGCGACGCUGGAGAGGAUAGUUGGCUCCCUGUUCCCGAGCGGUCGGCAGGUCUUGAUCUGCCCCAGCACCGAGUUGGGCGACAUCCGUUGGGUCACGGAAGCUGAGGUUCUCCUUGCCGGUAGAAGCCUGAAGCCCAAGAAGGCUCGCUGCUGA
This is a messenger RNA of Drosophila kikkawai, 2583 nucleotides long. The record is from RefSeq and is a predicted model, not a curated record. Lineage: Eukaryota; Metazoa; Arthropoda; Insecta; Diptera; Drosophilidae.